Paramuricea clavata is the source of this 4237-nucleotide messenger RNA. NCBI's taxonomy places the organism in Eukaryota, Metazoa, Cnidaria, Anthozoa, Malacalcyonacea, Plexauridae. The record is from the annotation of a GenBank genome assembly.
GAUGUCUUGAUAAACAACAGAUAUCUGAAGUUGAACGAGUUCAAGCGCUGCGAUUUGUUAGAAAGGUAAAACUGGUUCAUCAUCGCUGUUUUGAAUUUUUCACAGAGAUUUCCGUUCGCUUCGGCAUGUACUAUCGCUCGAACGGUUCUCGAACGUAACAAUAAGAUAGACAGCAUAGUAGGUUGUCUGAGAUUUUAGGCAAGUUAUAAAAUUUAAAACUGACAGCUUAACAUUUGAAGUAAGCCAUUUUCAGAAAACGAGGAAACGCUACAAGAGUACUACAGGCUUUUAUGAAUUCAUUAAAAAGUAAUGUUUGAGUACUGUACCUAUACUGUACUGUAUCAGACUAUACUUUACCAUAUAUAUUACACUACUGGACUUUACUAGACUAUAUAUAGUCUUAUGCCAUUUUUUACGGUGUUUUGCUAUACUGUGCUUACUGUACAUAGUGUUUUGCUUGAUUCUACUGUUACAGUCCUACUACAUGUACUGUAAUAUGUUGUACUGUAUUGUACUGUACUGUGCUGCGCUAAUGUUCAACAGUAUACGUUUAUAAUGUAGUGCAAGCUCAGAAUUUUCUAUUGGGCAGGUGGUUGCUGUUUGUCCGCUACUUUUUCCAAUGUCAUUCGCACAUUGCUUGGUUGCAAUAGCGGCAGACAAGAGUCAAGAACAGGACAGACUUGGCAGAGCAUGCCUUGCCACCAUGUGUGAACUAGGUUGGUAAUUUGGUAUAUGUUGUUUAUUGUAAUAAUAAGAAUUGCAGGUUUUAUCAAUAGAAGGUAAUUUCAAAGAUUGAAAUUAAAAAAAAAACUUAGCCGCCCAAGUGGCGACCUAAUCCGGUCAUUUCAACCCCUGGGUAAUUUCAACCCCUGGGUAAUUUCGUCCGGCUAUUUACACCGAGAGAACAAAAGCAAUGCGGUGUUCAAAAUGCAGAAAUUCCUCGUAUAUCAUGAUUUUCCUGUGGUCGGUGGACUUUCCUGUUCUACGCGUUUCAGCCUGGAACUAGCUUUCCAUUGGUCUUAAUACAAAAUCUUGAGUGUUGGAUUCUCGGGGUCCUGUAUGGGUGGCGGUAAACAAUAUUUUCGAGCUUGUUUAAGGGUUUAAAUUGUCUAACUACCUGAAAAAUAUAUGACGAACACUGUAAAGGAUCAAAACGACCCUGAAAGAAUCGUUCUGGUGUCAAAUUGUAAUCUUUGCUAAAGUUUUGGUUCACAGUCUGUCAGUCUAUUCAACUAUCGAUUUUAUUUUUCCUAGCUGUGAGUAAUGUCCAAGUGGCGUCAUACUGUGGUGGAAUAAAUACUAUCAUUUCCAGUGUUCUUGAUUCACAGGUAUGAAAUGGUGUUAUACGACAAGAUAACCUAAUCCGUAUAGGUAGGUUUCACUCAAGCCUUAAGGCCCAUACAGACCGGACGCGAUUUGGCAACGCGACGCGAAUUGAAAACUGAAAAUUCGCGUCGCGUUGCCGAAUCGCGUCCGGUCUGUGUGGGCCUUUAAACAUAGGGAAACGCUUGCUGGUCACCUUUACACAUAUUGCCGCUUUAGGGACCGGUCAUAAAGUAACUGCUAGGGUGGGCUGGAGUGAUUUGGGAUGGGCCAUGGAAAAUCUUUGGACAGUUUCGAUGGGCCGCCAAAUUUUUUGUAUGUCCACGGUUGGGCCACCAAACAAAAACCCAUGCAUGUCUACUUCAAAAAAUAAAGAUAUUAAUAAUAAAAGUAAACAAAACUAUCCGAAUUAUCAAAUGCAAAUGUGCUAUUGAAGCCAGUACUUUGUUUAUACAACAAGAAGUGGUUGAAUUAUCACAGCAAAUACAACCAACUGGAGAACAGCUCAAUAUCGUAAUUGGUGAUGAAUAUGUUGGUCAAGCUUGGUGGAAUUACGUAUGUCAAUACAGUGCCUGUGUAUAUUUAUAAUGUUGAUACCUGCAAGUUUUUUUUUAUUAUAAAAGUGUGUUUUCCCAAUUUAGAUUGGGUGGGUCAUGAAAAUUUUUUUGUAAGAUUAGAUGGGCUUUGAAAUUUUUAUCUACAUCCUAAAAUGCAUUGGUCACCGAACUUAUUGGCAAAAUUUCUGAUUUACCUCCAGCCCACCCUAGCAGUUACUUUAUGACCAGUCCCUUACGCCUUGUUGUUAGCAAGUACAUUUCGUGAAAUUGGAUAUAUUUGAUACCAAACACAACAUCAAUAUUUAUAAUGAAUUUUUAAAUCGAUUCCGAUAAUUGUGUUUCCAUUUGGAGUCGACCACCAGGCGCUAAACGUAUCACGUGACUGAAACCCAGCUAUAGGCAAAUAUUUAAGUAAAAAUUCGAUUUAUACCAUACACAUGUUGCAUGCACUUGUACCAUAGUUCAUGAGAAAAAUAGCUAAAAUAAACUAUGGUUUUAUUAAAUACAAAUACUGCUUUGCAAAGUCUCCGCUUUCAACAGGUAGCCUCGCAGUAGCUCGGAAGAGUGAUUUUCAUUGGCUCGAUUUGACAAUUGCUUUUGUGUUCAGAACAAUGACAUUGCUUCGUUCUUUAGAAAACCCCCAUCCAUUUGGAGACGACCUUCCGAGGCACUGCGAGGCUUCCCCUUUCAACUGAAGUCAGUCAAAUGGGCAUAUAAGUAGGCAGUAUGUUGUAAAUGAACUUCGACAGUACUCGCGAUUCGGUACAUGCAUGCAUGCACAUACAGACUCACGCAAUCGUGAAAAAAUCCCCAAAUCUGCCAUUUUUCUUUUUCAAUACAGGUUCAUAGGAUGAACGAAUGUCUUGUCUUGACGUUACUGUUUCUCAUGAACAAUCCUGUGACCAGGUGUUAUGUACGACCUGAUGUUGGCUUAGAGGUAAUUUUUACAUCAAAUGUAUGUUGUAUGUUGUUAAACUGUGAAAUGUGGAAAUAUAUAUGACGUCACAAAAUGGAACAUUUCAUUCAUUCCUCCUAUCUUCCAGGGUAUUUUAGCUCCGUUCACUGACCUUCAUUAUAACCACGGAAUUGAAAUUCCCGAUUCUCAACUCAGGUAUACAAAGUUUUAUUUUAGUACGUAUAUUCCAAGGAUUAUUUAGUAUAUUUGCUACAAUUUCCAUACAUUAAUUAUUAUUAUUGGACAACGAAGUUCAACGUUGUUUUUCUUUUCUCAGGGAGGAUCGUGAAUCACGAUUACAAACGAGCAAAAUGGCGAUGGCUACUGUGUUUAAAACGUGGCCAGGUAUGCUGGUUUUUAUUGCUUCAUUAUGUAAAUGUCCCGAAAGUGAUAAAAAGUCCUACUAUUGUGUAUGCCUGCGUCAAAACUCAAUACCAUUCGAAAAAUUUAGUUCGUUCAUGUUGCUUUUAUAUAUUUCGUCACAGUCAUUUUGCUUGUAUUAAUUAAAAUACAGUACUUUAUAAUUUGAUUUGAGCCGAAUUCCUAACUUUUGUUUGCAUAUACCGCCUAUACACAUCAUUGCUGUUCAGAUAGCAGCUCAAAACUACAUUCUCUUGAUAGGCGAUAAACUGUACGAAUUAUUUUACUGUGAACGGGAAUUACAAAUUAUGUUAUACUGUUAACAUGAAUUACGAAUUAUUUUUCUGUUAACAGGAAUUACGAAUUAUUUUACUGUUAACAGGAAUUACGAAUUAUUUUACUGUUAACAGGAAUUAUGAAUUAUUUUACUGUUAACAGGAAUUACGAAUUAUUUUUCUGUUAACAGGAAUUAUAUGUUUGUGCAAACCAGACGGAAGUGGCCUUCAAUCAGUACUUCAGAUAUUCUGUUUACCUGAUCCACUCAUUAAGGUAAGUGUGUAGCAUGCUGAAUGCACAGAGGACGUAAGGAUAUUAGAGAGGUUCAGACUUGACUUCCACUACUGCUACCAUUAAGGGACCAUUAACCAAUCAGAUGCGUUUGAUAUAUCCGAUUAACCAAUCAGAUACGUAGUAGCCAGUGAAAAGUAAUGGUAGCGGUAGUGGAAGUCAAAUCUAAACCUCUCUUUUGUCGUCUGCGAUUAGAUAUUUAAUAUUUUAGGACUAUUAUUGUACAGUACUACUAUAGAGGCAGACGUGACAAUCAAGUCUUGUAAAUUUUCUGCAACAUUAGAACCAACGACAAACAUAAGUUAGACUGUUCACUAUGACGGUUAAGAUUUUUGUUUUCUAAUCUAUUAAUUCUGUGACGUCAUUGAGCUGUUCUUUUACUUCUAGCGUCAUAUUAUGGAUAUCUUGAUGGACGUGUUUCGGCUUCCAGUUCCUGAGUGGACUGACGACUUCAUGGUCGCCUUAAAAAGCAUAG